AAGUGGAACUCCGUCUCCCAAGAGGACGUUGACGACUCGGUCGCCUGCCAUCAGAGGAAGCAGAGACCGGUUCACUGGAGAGUCCUACACUGUGUUAGGUGAUACCAUUAUGGACUGUGGUCAACACUACUGGGAGGUGAAAGCCCUUAAAGAUUGUAAGUCCUACAGUGUUGGGGUCUCCUACAGGAACCUGGGAAAGUUUGACCAGCUGGGUAAGACCAACACAACCUGGUGUAUCCACAUCAACAACUGGCUGCAGCCCUCCUUCGCUGCCAAGCACAACAACAAGGCCAAGAGCCUGGACGGCACCGCGCCUGGACGCAUCGGGGUCUUCUGUGACCUGGACUCAGGACAACUGUCCUUCUACAACGCUGAAACUAAGCAGUUGAUCCACACGUUCAAGGCUAAGUUUAGCCAACCUGUUGUACCAGCCUUCAUGGUUUGGUGUGGUGGACUGAGCCUCAGUACAGGGAUGCAGGUCCCGAGUGCAGUCAAGAGUUUCCAGAAGAACGAGAACGGCCUGGGAGGUUCCAACAGCAGCCUCAACAGUGUGGCCCAGUAGCCCAGACUGACUGGAUGCGUCUGGAACACCUAUUCCCUAGAACCCUCUAACUCAACUCUGGGACUCCAGGCCAUUUCCACUGUGUUUUUUUUUCAUUGUUCCCCUCUAAUCAGGGCCUGAUUUAGACCUGGGACACCAGGUGGGUGAUUCCUCUCUAAUCAGGGCCUGAUUUAGACCUGCGACACCAGGUGGGUGAUUCCUCUCUAAUCAGGGCCUGAUUUAGACCUGGGACACCAGGUGGGUGAUUCCCCUCUAAUCAGGGCCUGAUUUGAACCUGGGACACCAGGUGGGUGAUUCCCCUCUAAUCAGGGCCUGAUUUAGACCUGGGACACCAGGUGGGUGAGUCCCCUCUAAUCAGGGCCUGAUUUAGACCUGGGACACCAGGUGGGUGAUUCCCCUCUAAUCAGGGCCUGAUUUAGACCUGGGACACCAGGUGGGUGAGUCCCCUCUAAUCAGGGCCUGAUUUAGACCUGGGACACCAGGUGGGUGAUUCCCCUCUAAUCAUGGGCUGAUUUAGACCUGGGACACCAGGUGGGUGAUUCCUCUCUAAUCAGGGCCUGAUUUAGACCUGGGACACCAGGUGGGUGAUUCCCCUCUAAUCAUGGGCUGAUUUAGACCUGGGACACCAGGUGGGUGAUUCCCCUCUAAUCAUGGGCUGAUUUAGACCUGGGACACCAGGUUGGUGCAAUAAUGAUCAGGUAAAACAGAAACCCAGCAGGCUCCGGACCUCGUGGGGUCAGAGUUUCAAUACCCCUGACACCUCGUGGGGUCAGAGUUCAAUACCCCUGACACCUCGUGGGGUCAGAGUUCAAUACCCCUGACACCUCGUGGGGUAAGAGUUCAAUACCCCUGACCUCAUGGGGUCAGAGUUCAAUACCCCUGACACCUCGUGGGGUCAGAGUUCAAUACCCCUGACACCUCGUGGGGUCAGAGUUCAAUACCCCUGACACCUCGUGGGGUCAGAGUUCAAUACCCCUGCUCUAUAGGCACUAUAUAAGGAAUAAUGUGCCAAUUCAGACGCAACCAAUGAUUAACUGAACUCGCUCCUGUUCUGACUUCCGGCUUCCUGUGCAAGUACAAUCCCUUCCUGUUCUUGAUCUGUCAGUCAACCCAGAGCCGCCCCAAUGCAUGAGAAACACUGAGCCUUUUUCUCUGUCUGGCGCUAGAAGAAACCAAACCAGCCUCGCCUUCCCUCCUCACAGUUUAACCAAGCAGCUACAGACCCUUAAAGGAAUGAAGAUCUAGCCCCGUGGUGCACAACCAUAACCCAGCUGCAGCAUUAGGGGUUAGGGGAACCCUCUGAACCAUGUUCCAGAUCUCUUAGGGGAUCGAACACCCAUAGGAUUCUCAUUCUGUAUCAGGAAUGCUAGAUGUUUCAUCAGGGAAUAGACCAGUGCUUUUCUCCCUUGUUUUAGUUAGAAUGCCGAGUUUUAGAUCAUUCUGUGUCUCUCUGAAGUGUGAAGGUGUGUUUUGGCAUGAUGAGAAACUCUGUUGAUUACUUACCAGCUGUAUAUUGUCUCCUAUAUUUUUGUUUUUUUUAUGUAUGGAAGUGUGAGUGAUUGGCUUAGAAACACUUCCUCUCUCCUAGAGGCUUCUUUUGGUUUGAACCCUCAGUUUCUUCAGUAUGCUACUGAACAAUACCUUUGACCUUGUGGGGUCAGAGUUCAAUACCUUGUCGGAACAGAACUGCAAGUACACGCUAUUAUUCCUGAUGAUGUAGGGUUGAAUAAUGGAGGACUUCUGUACUGCGUGGUACUGUGUGGUACUGUGUGGUACUGUGUGGUACUGUGUGGGACUGCGUGGUACUGUAUGGGACUGUGUGGGACUGCGUGGUACUGUGUGGGACU
Molecule: messenger RNA, 2409 nt
Organism: Oncorhynchus masou masou (cherry salmon)
Lineage: Eukaryota; Metazoa; Chordata; Actinopteri; Salmoniformes; Salmonidae
Product: FSD1-like protein
Exons: 4
Molecular function (GO): protein binding
Source: RefSeq, a predicted model, not a curated record